AUGAACACUCGCAAUGCCAUUGUAGAAAGCAGUUCUAGUCGAACAGGAAAGUUCCUCAAUGUGGACUUUAACCAAGACUACACCUGCUUCAGUUGUUCGACGCAAAACGGGUUCAUGGUGUUCAAUGUAGAUCCUCUUGAAUGCAAGCUUUCGAAAGAGUUCAGUAACCCAAAUGCAUGUGGAAUAGCGCUAACGCGAAUGCUCUACCGCACAAACUAUGUGGCGCUUGUUGGCGGUGGUAGAAAACCAAAGGUUCCCCCCAACAAAUUGGUAAUCUGGGAUGAUCUGCAGCAACGUGAGUCCCUUACGCUGAGCUUCAUGUCUACCGUAAAGUGUGUUUUUCUGUCACGUAUACACAUUGUCGUGGUUUUGGAAAAUUCGCUGGAAAUAUUCGAGUUUGGUGCGAGUCCCAAGCGACUCUUAGCGCCGCUCGAUACAUGCGCAGGGGCUGCUGCAGAUUUUGUUGUCUGUCAACGUGUGACACGGAGGGGGUCAGCUUCGGAGCCCAAUGUUCCCCUUACGAUUACGCGCGGAAUCCUAGCGUUUCCCUCCGCUAGAAACCCGGGGCAGGUCCAAUUGGCAGAUUUGUCGCAUCUGCAGUCCAGCGAGGCACAGGAGGCCAGUGCUGCGCAAUUGCCAACUUCCAUAAUAAAAGCACACAAUAGCCCUAUAAGGCUUAUCAAAAUAAGCCCUAACGGCGCCAUGGUUGCUACUUGCUCGAUGCAAGGGACCCUAAUUAGGGUUUUCAGUACUCAAAAUGGCUCUUUAAUCAGCGAAUUCAGAAGAGGCCUAAACCGCGCAGAUCUGUACGAAAUGGCUUGGAGCUCGCAAAGCUCUCGUCUGGCAGUCGUUAGCGACAAACAGACAUUGCAUGUUUUCCAAAUUACCGAUGAUGACAGCGACACGAAAAACAAAACACAUGUUCUGAAAGAUAUACCCUUGCUCUGGAAGCCCAAGUAUCUCUCAUCUGUUUGGGCAAUGUGCUCUUUACAUCUGCACUCUGCUCUUAAGGGAAAGGGCACCAUGAACGAUCAAGAAUUCUAUAACGACCGGUGUAAAGUAGGCUGGUGCCACGACGGCGAUGAUGACUCUUUGAUCUUGGUGUGGAGAGAUAGCGGUAUAUGGGAAAAAUACGCACUUCUAGAAAAAGAACCCAGGACAUACACUGUGAGCGAAACUUUGCAAUCAUCGCCAGCGACGCAGCAGAAAAAAGAGUGGGAGAUUAUAAGGGAGAGCUGGCGAAAACUGUGA
Messenger RNA from Lachancea meyersii CBS 8951, 1251 nucleotides. The record is from the annotation of a GenBank genome assembly. Lineage: Eukaryota; Fungi; Ascomycota; Saccharomycetes; Saccharomycetales; Saccharomycetaceae.